This is a messenger RNA of Porites lobata, 1671 nucleotides long. NCBI's taxonomy places the organism in Eukaryota, Metazoa, Cnidaria, Anthozoa, Scleractinia, Poritidae. The record is from the annotation of a GenBank genome assembly.
AUGGAAAUACCAAACUAUGAUACCAAUGACAACCCAGAUAAAAAAUAUAAACAGUUGUUUCCUUACAUGCCAUCAGAUACAUUUCGGAUGUUAAUUUGUGGAAACAGUGGAAGUGGAAAAACUAAUCUGUUAUAUCACAUGUUAAUUAAACCGCUGUUGUACUAUGAUGAGAUUUAUCUUUACGCGCGAAAUUUAGAGCAGGAUAAGUAUCAAAAGUUAAUUCAGAAAAUGAGAGAAAUGAGUAGCCAACUCGGUUAUGAAAUACUUCAUGCGAGUAACGACGAAAUAACCCCGGUUACAGAAAUGGAUUACGAAGACAAUCAAAAACUUGUGAUAUUCGAUGACUACGUUUGUGAUAAAAACCAGAGACAACUGAUUGAUUAUUUUAUUCAGGGUCGACAUAAGAAUUGCUCUGUAAUCUACCUCAGUCAAUCUUUUUAUAAAACGCCUAAAGAUAUUCGUUUAAACUGCUCUCACUACUGCCUUUACCAAUUUCCAUCAUCGAGGGAAUCCAAUAGGAUAUCAUCUGAGUUGGGAGUUAAAAAAGAAGAUUAUAAAACGGCAACUAAAAAACCUUAUUCAUUUCUAUACAUUGAUAAACCAAAAAAACGUAUUGCAAAAAACUUUACUGCCCCCCUUUAAUAAAAUACUAUAAACAUAAUGUAGAUGGGAAUAUUUAACGAGCAAUCUUUUGAUCAUCCCUUUGCUAAAGGAAUUCAGGGCGCUCCAGGAGUUGGUUUUAGUCUAACCGCAGAUGGAAAUUAUGAUAUAAGUGGAAAAAAACUCACAAAUGUAGGAGCACCCAGUAAUAAUACUGAUGCUGCUACAAAAAAAUAUGUUGAUGAUAAUUCUGGAGGUGGAUCACCCGCAACAUCACGAUUAACAGUUGAUUCAAAUAUAAAUAUGAAGGAUAGAUAUCGUAUUCUUAACCUCAAACAUCCGGUUGACGCGGAUGAACCGGCUACAAAACAAUACUCAGACAGCAGAUUUCUUGAUAGAAAUGGUUCCCGAACAAUGAUUGGCACUCUAAGCAUGAAUAAUAAUAAAAUAAUUAAAGUUGGCGCACCAACAGCUAAUGAUGACGCAGCAAACAAAAAGUAUGUGGAUGAUAAAUCCAGUGCAACAUCGCGAUUGUCAGUUGAUUCAAACAUUGAUAUGAAAAAUACAUACCGAAUUACAAAUCUUAGCACACCACUGGACGGAAAAGAACCGCCCACAAAAGAAUACGUAGACAACACAUUUCUUGACAGAGAUGGCUCAUACCCAAUGAAAGGUAAUCUCAAUAUGGCUAAUAAUCGAAUAUUUAAUCUACCAGCUCCAAAUGGAGGUAAUCAACCAACACCAUUAGCUUUUACAGAUUUAAAGUAUGUUGCCCGUGAUGGUUCAUCUGCAAUGACUAAUAAUCUAAACAUGGAUAAUAAAAAAAUAAUUAACCUUAGACCACCAACAUCAAACACAGAUGCAACAACCAAAAAGUAUGUGGAUGACUCAAUACCUGAUACUAGUUCUUUUAUAAAAAAAGAUGGAAGUGUAUCAAUGACUAAUAACCUAAAUCUUGGAAACAAAAAAAUAGUUGGUCUCGCAGCUCCAACAUCAAACACAGAUGCUGCAACAAAGAAAUAUGUGGAUGAUAACACAGGUGCCCCAGAUUUGAGUGAUUAUUUGGAAAAA